Haliotis rubra (blacklip abalone) is the source of this 1613-nucleotide messenger RNA. RefSeq names its product DNA repair protein XRCC2-like. Gene Ontology annotation, cellular component: centrosome; Rad51B-Rad51C-Rad51D-XRCC2 complex; replication fork. The record is from RefSeq and is a predicted model, not a curated record. Bases 96 to 974 code for a protein of 292 amino acids. NCBI's taxonomy places the organism in Eukaryota, Metazoa, Mollusca, Gastropoda, Lepetellida, Haliotidae. The transcript is spliced from 2 exons. Gene Ontology annotation, molecular function: ATP binding; four-way junction DNA binding; ATP-dependent DNA damage sensor activity. Gene Ontology annotation, biological process: DNA strand invasion; double-strand break repair via homologous recombination.
GGGACAUUUGAGUGCAGUUUUGGAGGUGCAGCCACCCAUCUCAAUGGUUACGUGCAUGCCAUUCGUGACUUGGCGUGUGGGCGAGACUGAAAAGUAUGUCAAAAUCGGAAAGUGGGGCUCAGCUGCUUGCUCGACUCGGAUCACGACCAUGUUUAGAGAAGCUGGAACCCUCUAUAUUUCCCAAAGGAAUCUCUCCAGGGGAGGUGGUGGAACUCUUCGGGGCAGAAGGUACAGGGAAGUCAGAAGUUCUCCUUCACUGCCUCGCUAAAUGUAUUCUGCCUCCGGAAUGGCUGACAUUCAACCUUGGUGGACUGGGAGCCAAGGUCAUAUUCAUCGACACAGAUUACAAAUUCUCGAUCUUGCGAUUAGUGAUCUUACUUGAAAAGAAAAUCACAGACAUUGUAGAUACAGAAGUGGAUAAAACAAAACCAACCAGUGAUGAGAUUGAAGUAUUUAUUACGAGGUGCUUGAAGAGUUUGUAUCUUGUACGAUGUAAUAGCAGUCAUCAAUUACUGUGUACUCUUCACAGCUUGGAGACAAAUAUUGCUGCUGACUCCGACAUUGCCUGUAUCAUGAUCGACAGCAUCUCAGCUUUCUAUUGGAUAGACAGAUGUAACCAUGGUGAUGGAGGAUCAGCUCAUGAAAUCAAUAUGAAUAGGAUUGUGGAGAUACUUCAAACAAUUGCCAAGAAGUAUAAUCUUGUUGUCAUGGCUACAAAAGCAGCAGUGUUCAAAGCCAAAUUAAGAGACUUUGACAAGGGAGAUAAUACAUCUCCUUUUGGGGAAUCCAAACAUAAGGGAGACAACUCAAACUUUGCUGAAUAUUUGGGGAAAACUUGGAAUAAGUUUGUUGGGGAACGGUUGAUUAUGGAGAAAGAUGUGACUAGGGGAAAGGCAAUUUUCACAGUAAAGCAGAAAAACUCUGGUCAGUCAGUAUGUUUUACAGUCUCUGAAAGUGGACUGCAGUUUGAAUGAUUAGUUUCACUGUGUGGGUACUGGUAAAUACAGAGCUGAACAAAGUAGUGUCGCCUGAAUCAAUCAAUCAAUUGUUUGCAAUUAUAAGAUCCUAGAUUUAUCCUGAUUAUGAUCCUUUAGAUGUCAGCACCUUAGUGGUAUAGUGGAUAGAGUUUCGGAAAGACUUCCGCCCGUAUCCCUCCUUAAAUUUCAUCCUAGUCAAAUCAUAUCACCUGAAUAUAUAUUCCUCAUCUGAUAAGGAUGAGUUUUAACACGUUUCUUUAAUUGUAUCUGAACAUACUGAAAGGCAUAUCCAACUUCUAAAAAUGCCACACGAAGACAUUUUUCCUCAUCGUUAAAAUUUAGGGGAUACAGGGUGGAAGUGUUACCAGAGUUUCUACCCAGAGGGUGGAAGGUUGAUUGUUGUAUCCCUAGCCUCGUCAUCCUGGCUUUGAGUCAGUAUGUGUCUGACAAGGGUAUCCAAUUAAAUGGCAGUAUGGUAGCUUGGCUAACACAAUAGAACCAUCAUUGGUCUGAACCAGUACAAGCAGCCACACAGGGCUGUGGGGUAGCCUAAUGGCUAAAGUGUUCACUCAUCAUUCCGAAGACCCGGGUUCAAUUCCCCACAUGGGUACAAUCUGUGAAGCCCAUUUCUGGUGU